GUCAAAUAACGAGUGUUUGAUUGCAAGAACUGUCAACAAGUGUUGCAAUCAGUGGUCACUUGCAGUGAAUGACCAGAAAUGCAGGCAAACAGUCACUCAAACCAUACAAACCCCACAAACCCUACAAAUACUCAUAAAUCAAAAACUGUGGUCUAUUUGCUGAUUGUCCUCAUUGUGACGAUUAUCCUGUUUUAUGUGACCAAAAGUGAUGACGUGAUCACAUUCUUCCUCAUUUUGGCCACUCUUAUGAUUAUGACAUUUAGUGUCAUGUUUUGUGUCAAAUGCUGUUGUCGUCGACGACUCUCGAGGGGA
Molecule: messenger RNA, 312 nt
Organism: Oppiella nova
Lineage: Eukaryota; Metazoa; Arthropoda; Arachnida; Sarcoptiformes; Oppiidae
Source: the annotation of a GenBank genome assembly